CUCUAAUGUGAAUCUCGUUUUGUUGACCCUGACUCUGACUGUGACGCUGCACAACCGUCUGCUGUAGGUAAUUAUCUGGCUCUGAUGUGGGGGUGUCAUCAUGAGUCCACCCCCUCAGUCCAGACUGAAGAGUCUCGACGUGCAGACAUUCGUGCUCCCCUCAGGCGACAUCCACACUACCACAUUUUCAUUUUAAAGGCAUCCAGAUCACAGGGCUGGUCCAGCCAACACCUGUGGCACUCUCACAUAUUCAGAGCUUCUAAGUAGCUGAUGAGUUUGAGGUUGGUUUGAUAUGGACCUUAGUUUUGGUUAAUGAACAACGUGUUUGAAAUGUAAUCGAUCUGUAGACGCCAGCGUCCACCAGGGGGCGCUGUAGAUGAGGAGGCAUCAGCAAAAGGAUCUGACCACUUCUUUCCAAACAUUGAGCUGAAACUCACCGUAAAGCUGAGUGAAGCCGAGGGGAGCACUGCCUGUUACUCAAACAUCGACAUACACCAGCUGCUCAUUGAAUCCUUAUGAAACAGAAAAUCUCCCUCUCUCUCUCCUUGGUCGGCCCAUGACGUCACAGAGAGAGAGAGAGAGGGAGGGUGAUAAAGCCAGCUGCAGUCAGACAGUGGCAUCAGUCUGAAUGAAAACUAUCCGGAGCUUCACAGCAGAACAUUCAGCUGGUUUCACUGACGUCUCACUGUCACUUCAUCUGAUGGAGCCUCUCCACAGCAGCCUGAACAGUCCAGCUGUGGAGCUGAAGAGUCUGAAGCUGUGUGACCAGGGAGGUGCAGAGUCUGCAGACAGCGGCAUCGGGGAUGCGGACGACCUGCCAGUUCCUCAGCAGAUCCGGAUCAGUAACAUCACCUGCGAUUCAUUCAAAAUCAGCUGGGACAUUGACAGCAGAGGCCAAGAGAGGAUCACUCACUACUUCAUCGACCUCAACAAGAAAGAGAACAAGAAGGAGAACAAGUUCAAACACAAGGAUGUGCCAACUAAGCUGGUGGCGAAGGCGGUUCCCUUGCCGAUGACAGUGAGAGGUCAUUGGUUCCUGAGUCCUCGUACAGAGUACACGGUGGCCGUCCAGAUGGCUGCCAAACAUCCGGACGGAGACUACAGCGUUUCUCAGUGGAGCGAGGUCAUCGAGUUCUGCACUGCAGAUUACUCCUCCGUCCAUCUGAACCAGCUGCUGCAGAAAGCCGAGGCCAUCGCCGGCAGGAUGCUGCCGUUCACUGUCUUCUACAGAAACCAGCAGAGGGAGUACUUCCAACAAGACAGCCCCUCUUAUCCUUCCAGAGACGCUCAAUGCCGCCUAAUGCUGCCGGCAGUUAAAGACAACAGCGGCAGCCAUGGGUCACCCAUCAGCGCCAAACUGGAGGGGAUCUACUUCAGCUGCAACACAGAGUUCAACACAGGACAACCCCCCCAGGACUCCCCAUAUGGACCCUACCGCUUCCAGAUCCAAGCUGACGUCCUCUUUAACCACAACACCAACAUCUACUUUGGGGAUUUCUACUGCAUGUACACGUCCUACCACUACAUCAUCCUGGUCCUGGCUCCUGACGGCUCCAAGGGAGACGUCUUCUGUAAAGGGAGGCUGCCGGUCCUGGACAGAUCCAGCAACCGCCUCCUGACCUGCACCGAAGGGGAGGACGGCUCGCUGUCUUUUCAUCACGCUCAGGACGUCAUCCUGGAGGUGAUAUAUACGGAGCCGGUGGAUCUGUCUUUGGGAACCGUAUCACAGAUCAGUGGCCACCAGCUUAUGAGUCUGUCCACCGUCAACGCCAAGAAAGACCCAAGCUGCAAGAUCUGCAACAUCAGUGUGGGACGUUAACAGGAUCUUCAGACUGGACAACCGGCUAAUCUGCUGUUAACUAGUAGUAGCUAACAAGCUGCUAACUGAAUUCCACUACCUCACAGGAAGCUGCUGGAGGACUGAGCUGCACAUCGUCUCCUCAUCUCACUUUCUCUGAACUCAUCAUGAAACCUUCACUUCUGAUUUUCACCCUCUGAAGCUGCUCCUUAAAAACAGAUGGACAAUCAUGCCGAACGCCGACAGACAGGGUAAACUGAACACGUCUAAGUUUGAGUUCAUGAGCCUGAGGACACACUGACCGACCAGCAGCAGAUAGGAGAUUACAGAUUAUACUUGUCACCAUGGCAACCCCAGAGUCACAAAGCUCUAUUUUUCUAAUCAGAUAGAGAUGUAAAAGACACAUCCUGUUACUCUGUGAAACAGCCUCUUAAACUCAACCCUUAUUAAUCCAGUCCCAUGAGGGAUAUAAACAAGUAGCAGAAUUAGCUGUGAGCAGCUCCUGACUGCAGGUUAUCAUGAUGUUCACACAACUGUCACUGAAUCACUGUGAUACUGAAGGAAACUUAAAAACAGGAGGUUUCUAUGGAUUAAAUCACAUUUAUGGAUGUUCAUUCACACUGAACAUGGGCAGGUCGUCUUAUCUGCCAGCAUCUCACGCAGGUAGAUGUGAAAUAAACUCCAAUGUACUAACAUUAAGAUAACUUUAGAGGUGACUGGUGUUGACCAGAUGAAUCUUAAACUGUAAAAAAUCUCCAAAAACAGAAAAUGUGGUGAUAAUUAAAAGUUACAAUAUUUACUCUGA
Messenger RNA from Seriola aureovittata, 2603 nucleotides. Its product is annotated as phytanoyl-CoA hydroxylase-interacting protein-like. Gene Ontology annotation, cellular component: cytoplasm. The transcript is spliced from 7 exons. NCBI's taxonomy places the organism in Eukaryota, Metazoa, Chordata, Actinopteri, Carangiformes, Carangidae. Gene Ontology annotation, molecular function: protein binding. The record is from RefSeq and is a predicted model, not a curated record. Bases 629 to 1819 code for a protein of 396 amino acids.